This is a messenger RNA of Hyaloscypha bicolor E, 528 nucleotides long. RefSeq lists its product as uncharacterized. The record is from RefSeq and is a predicted model, not a curated record. Bases 1 to 528 code for a protein of 175 amino acids. The transcript has a single exon. NCBI's taxonomy places the organism in Eukaryota, Fungi, Ascomycota, Leotiomycetes, Helotiales, Hyaloscyphaceae.
AUGGGGCAGUGGACAAACCAAAAGAACCAGGCUGGACCUCUAAGCCCAGGUGCCGUUAUCUAUGGAGAAAUCGCUCAACUCAGCAGGCUCGCUCAGCAACAUGCCGCGAAGUUUAACCACACGGCCGAUAUACUCACCAGCUUUGGGCCGCACCUUGGAUUGUUCUUUGCAGAUGCAUUCCGUCUGAAUCGUUACCGCUGGUCCAACCUGCCCACCGACUUGAGGGACGAGAUUCAGAAGCAUGUGUCUCUACAUGGCCACGGCAAUCAGAAACUUGGCAGGACAAUAAGAUCCAUGAUGUGGCUAUUAAUGCCUUGGAUGGGCUGGAUCAUGCAACUGAGGAGAGGAGAGCGCUUUAUCAGGAGUCAAGGAGAUCGACGACUUCCUGAGGAGCUCCAGAGUGCGCUCGCAGAAGGGGAUCGUAAGGAAGUGGACAAUAAGCGUUGCCCCCAAAAUACCACCAAACGCAAAGCACUGGCUGAUUUUUACGGACCAGAGAGUAUUCCUGAAUCACAAAGUUCCAACUGA